Penicillium crustosum is the source of this 294-nucleotide messenger RNA. Its product is annotated as SNARE domain- containing protein. Gene Ontology annotation, biological process: intra-Golgi vesicle-mediated transport. The coding region runs from base 1 to 294 and encodes 97 amino acids. Lineage: Eukaryota; Fungi; Ascomycota; Eurotiomycetes; Eurotiales; Aspergillaceae. The record is from RefSeq and is a predicted model, not a curated record. The transcript has 3 exons.
AUGAGUGACGCCUACGAACGCGAGCAGCAGAAUAAUGCGCUCCUCAAUUCCCUCUCCUCGAAGGUCUCAGCUCUACGCUCCGUGACGAUCGAUAUCCAUGACAAUGCGCGGGAUCAGGACACUCUCGACCAUACGAGCGAUGUAUUCUCCUCCUUCUCAACAAACCUCAAAGGCAGCGCCACUCGACUCACGCGGAUGGCGAAGCAAGGCGAUUCCGUGGCUGUGCUGAAGAUUGCAGGCAUGUGCAUUGCCGCUGGCAUCGCCCUCUAUAUCAUUCUUGGGUGGAUCUUCUGA